Messenger RNA from Closterium sp. NIES-67, 1862 nucleotides. The record is from the annotation of a GenBank genome assembly. NCBI's taxonomy places the organism in Eukaryota, Viridiplantae, Streptophyta, Zygnematophyceae, Desmidiales, Closteriaceae.
GAUUGCAGGAAAAUUUUCCUGAUUCAGGAAAAAAACAGACCCCGUUGGCGGGCCGGUCCUGAUUGCGUAGGGUUUUUUUUGUUCGGCAUCCUGUUUUUUCAGCGGUUUUUUUGUAGUGAACUCUGAUCACUCCGCAUGGUUUAUGUAACGCGUCCUGAAAUUUCUGACACUCUAAUGCCUGCUGCAACAACUCCUCCACUCACCUCCCAUCCGUCCAUCUCUUUCCCUCUUUCCCGCCUCAAUGCAAUGGCCUCGUCGUCCAGAAACGAGGCAACUCCAGUGUGUAACGCGCGAGGCACCAUCGGACGGAGAGGAGCGCAUGGGACGGCACGAAUCUCCCACGUCGCUCCUCAUGCCUCGGUCCCAUCCACCUCGAGGCUGGCCCUCCCAUCCCGGACGUGCAUUUAUAGCGUGCCUUCUUUCUGCACUUACCGUCAGCUGAUUUCCCCGUCAGCUGAUUUCCCCGUCAGCUGAUUUCCCCGUCGGUCCUGCUACCGGAAGAGACGUCCGUCAGAACCACGCGGAUCAAGCCGCCGUCGCCGCCAGCAUGGCCGCCCACCGCGCGACUUCGACGCCGAUUCCUCCUUUUGCGCUGCUCAUUCUGGGCCUGGCGCUGCUCGGCUUAUCCUGGCCGUCCAUCGCGUCGUCCAGGCACCUGCUGCAGGAUCCAACGGCGGGGAGCGCGUGGGCGUUCGGCAGCGGCGUGACAUUCAAUUCGAUGCAGAACGUGGGCGUGCUGGACGGCGGCGCCAUCGCGCUCACCCUCGACCUCGCGGGCGGAGCGGGGUUCGAGUCCAGCGACACCUUCAGCUUCGGCACGUUCAGCGUGGACGCCAUGAUGCCCGCUGGCUACUCCGCUGGCGUCUGCGCCACCUUCUUUCUGCAGUCAGGGGACUACGCGCAGCGCAACGAGUUGGACUUUGAGUUCCUGGGGUCGCCCAACUCGUCGGCAGGCAUGACGCUGCAGACCAAUGUGUUCAUGGCCGGUGUGGGCGAGCAGGAGCACCUCUCCGCCUUCGGCUUCGACCCCGCCGCCGCCUUCCACACGUACACCAUCCAGUGGGGCCCCGACCAGACAGUGUAAGGGCCGGCACCCCGAAGCCAUGUGUCCUUGGUCAUGGUUGUGCAGCAUGGGAGUGACAUGCAGCAUUCUGCAUGUGCGCCAUGCUCUUCCUGGUUCCUGUUUUGAACCAAAGUCACAUGCUGCUCACCGUGAUUGCACUCCCAGAUGGCUGGUGGAUUGAGAGACCAGGUGUGUGGUGCGGUGGGCAGCAGCAGCCCCUGCUACCCUCUGACCCCAUGAGGGUGCACUUCAGCAUGUGCCUCGGCUUUCACAUGCUGCCCGCUAAGCAUGCAGGUGGCUGGUGGACGGAGAGAGCCGGCGUGUGGUGGGCAGCGGCAGCCCCAGCUACCCCAGGGACCCCAUGCGCGUGUACUUCAGCAUCUGGGACGCCUCCACGUGGGCCACAGGGCCCAGGACUGCGCGCAUUCCCGUCGACUACAGCCGUGCGCCGUUUGUUGUGACGUUCAAGAACUUCAAGUUCAUUGCAGCUUGACCGGUGCUGCUGACAUCCCUGUGUGACACGAGGAUCGGAGGAUUGUGUGGGGUGGUGUGGUGUGCGUUUUGUCAACUUAUACAUAUGAUGUUCUGUAGAAGUUAUAGGCUAGAAUGGUGUAUGUUCUUAGUGGGUACAACCCCAACACUAUAUCUCCCCUGCACUCCCUUGUUUCAAUCAUUCUACCAGUAUUCUAACACGUAUGGCAUCGCAAGUGGUCCAUUGUAAGCAGGCCUCUCGACAUCAGGGUAAAAUAGGUUGAUGACCCUUACUAAAAGGGUGGGGUGUGGGUUGGUUGGACCCAUA